GGGAGGGGGGAUUUUUUCCCUUCGCACUAUAAAUCUCUUUCAGAGCAUUUAUUUCUCCGAGCCACUCACUCUAUGUGAACAGUAAAGCGGUUUGAACACAUUCUUCCAUAGGCAUUAUUGUUGUUAUCGCCAAGGGAAAUACAAUACAAGAAAUACAAUACAUUUCUUUUGAAAUUAGUCAAUUAGAUUUUACUCUUCUGUAUUAAUUGAUUCGGAUUAUCACCACUUUUUACUGACAUUAACUUAAAUAACAAACAUACAAUAUUUUGUUUGGUUGUGCGCAAAGGACUACCAUGGUGCAUUUCUUCAGUCAAGUUAGCGGCAGCGCGGUGAGUUGUGCGGGCUGGGUCGGUAUUAUCAUCGCCACCGCAACCAAUGACUGGGUGCGCACCUGUGAUUACACCGUCGCGACCUGCAUGCGCAUGGAUGAGCUGGGCUCGAGGGGUCUCUGGGCAGAAUGCGUCAUCUCCCCUGCGCUUUACCACUGUGUGACCCUCAAUCAGAUCUUAACUUUACCAGCUUAUGUCCAAACCUCUCGCGCAUUGAUGAUCUGCGCGUGCCUGCUGGGGCUUCCUGCCCUCGCGCUGGUGAUGAUGGCGAUGCCAUGCGUGAGGUUAGAGAACGAGACGCCACGCGUCAAACAUCGCCGUGCCAUGAUUGGUGGGGCACUCAUCUUGAUCAUGGCUGUUUGUGGGAUUGUGUCAACCGUCUGGUUUCCCAUUGGUGCCCACCACGACGAAGGCCUGAUGUCGUUCGGCGGGUCGCUCUACGCCGGAUGGGUGGGCUCCGCCCUUUGUCUCCUCGGCGGAGCCAUGAUUCUCUGCUGUCAUGGCGACGACUCCUCGACCCUCCAGCGAAGGGAGAACAGUUUCUACUACUCCAGACAGGGGGCUUCCGCCACAUCCACCCCCCUCUCCGCCACGGAAAAUCACGCCAAGAUCGCACACGUGUGACGACGUGACUCCACCCACUGCACAGCCAAUGUCUGCCUCUUCUGAGUUACAUAGUACACAGUCUUUCCAGAUCUGAAAUCUACUUUUAUAGUACGCAGUGUGCAAAUCUAAAGUUGAUUUGUAAAGUAUACAGUGUGCAUACUGUAUCUGAAGUUUAUGGUUUAUACUGUAUGCAUAUCUAAAAGUGCCCGUUUCCUGAUUGUUAUCCUUUUGAAUCCUUGAACACAUUGCUCAGCAUGACCGUGACUUGACGAUGACCUCACUUCCUGCCAGACAAACAGGAAAUUGGAUAGUGACAUCCCAGAUCCUCAGCCAGUCGACUGAUUUUGUCAUCAUACUUAAAGCAUGAAAUAUACCUUCUACAACCAAGAACUAUCAAAUACAAAUUUUGUUAACAUGAUGAUGAAA
Molecule: messenger RNA, 1361 nt
Organism: Hypomesus transpacificus
Lineage: Eukaryota; Metazoa; Chordata; Actinopteri; Osmeriformes; Osmeridae
Gene: cldn11b
Product: claudin 11b
Exons: 3
Coding region: 294-953 (219 amino acids)
Biological process (GO): bicellular tight junction assembly; cell adhesion
Cellular component (GO): plasma membrane; bicellular tight junction
Molecular function (GO): structural molecule activity
Source: RefSeq, a predicted model, not a curated record